GAAUACCUUAGUGAGGAGCAACAAUCUUCUUGAUAUCGUCUGCGAAAGAGAAGUGGAAAAACGACAUUCUAUGAAAUAAAAGAAUGACUAAAGGACGAAUCAUAUUGCAAUGAUAGAUUUUAGAAAUUGUAUGGUGGGGUGCAUGUAUGUCCGUUUAGCAUAUGACACUCGACCAGAAUUAAUCUUGCAGUUAUUUACUCGAGAAUGGAACCUUGAGUUACCAAAAUUAUUGAUAACAGUUCAAGGUGGGAAAGCAAAUUUUGAACUACAAUCGAAAUUGAAAAAAGUUCUUCGGAAGGGUCUUUUAAAAGCAGCAAAAACCACUGGAGCAUGGGUCUUUACAGGAGGGACAAAUACAGGUGUCACAAGGCAAGUUGGAGAUGCCUUACUUAUGGAGCGCUCUCAAAGGAGUGGACGGGUUGUGAGCAUUGGUAUUGCUCCAUGGGGAAUUGUUGAAAAUAAUCAUGAAUUAAUUGGUCAUAACAGAGAUGUUCCUUACCACUCCAUUUCAUCUCCCAGAUCUAAGUUGGCAGUUCUAAACAACAGGCAUGCGUAUUUCUUGCUGGUUGAUAAUGGUACAGCAGGGAAAUAUGGUGCAGAAAUAGUUCUUCGUCGCAAACUUGAAAAAUACAUUUCUAUUCAAAAAUUGCAUCCAUGCACUCAUUGCAGUACACCUGUGGUUUGUUUGGUGAUAGAAGGGGGAACAAACACUAUACGAGCUGUACUUGAAUAUGUCACUGAUACUCCUCCUGUUCCUAUUGUAGUUUGUGAUGGAUCAGGAAGAGCUGCUGAUCUACUUGCUUUUACCCAUAAGUACGCUUCCGAUGAUAGUGAAGAGCAAACUGUUUUAGAAAGUAUGAAAGAGUAUUUACUAACAACUAUUGAAAGAACAUUUGAAGUUGGGUCUGAACAAGCUGAACGUCUAUAUUAUGAACUUUUACAAUGUACCCGUAAAAAAAACUUGAUAACUGUCUUUCGGAUUACUGAUCGUGGGGAAAGUGGUCAAGAGCUAGAUCAAACAAUUUUAACAGCUUUGUUUAAAAGCCAACAGUUAUCUCCUUCAGAACAACUGAGCCUUGCCCUAACUUGGAAUCGGGUUGAUAUUGCACGCUCUGAAAUUUUCAUUUAUGGGCAAGAAUGGCCUACAGGAGCACUUGAUGAAGCCAUGAUGCAGGCUCUUGAACAUGAUCGUAUUGAUUUUGUCAAAUUACUACUAGAAAAUGGAGUGAGCAUGAGAAAAUUUUUAACUAUACCUCGUUUGGAAGAGCUAUAUAAUACAAAACAAGGACCAUCUAAUACUCUGGGUUAUAUUUUGCGUGACGUAAGACCUCAUAUUCCACGUGGAUAUGUUUAUACCCUUCAUGACAUUGGACUUGUUAUUAAUAAACUGAUGGGAGGAGCUUAUAGAUCUCAGUAUACCCGAAGAAAAUUUCGCUUAAUAUAUGCUAAAGUUAUGAAAAAAUCACCCCAUGUUCAUCGGAACAGUUCAUCUUUUAUUAAAUAUUAUGGAAAUGCUAACUUAACCCUCAGUUUAUUGGCAGAGACUCUACCUGCUUCUAAAGAAAUGCCAUUGUUUGAUUACCCUUUCAAUGAGCUUAUGACAUGGGCUGUUCUAACAAAACGUCAGCAUAUGGCUUUACUUAUGUGGCAGCAUGGUGAAGAGGCUCUUGCAAAGGCAUUAGUUGCAUGUAAGUUAUAUAAAGCAAUGGCUCAUGAGGCUGCAGAAGAUGACUUGGAAACGGAAAUCUAUGAAGAGCUUAGGAACUAUGGGAAAGAAUUUGAAACCAUAGGAUUGGAACUUUUAGACUACUGUUAUCGUCAAGAUGAUGACCAAACACAACAAUUAUUGACCUGUGAACUUCAAAAUUGGAGUGGACAAACAUGUUUAAGUUUAGCAGUUGCAGCUAACCAUCGACAGCUGCUUGCCCACCCUUGCAGUCAAAUAAUUUUAGCUGAUUUAUGGAUGGGAGGUUUGAGAACACGAAAAAAUACUAAUAUUAAAGUGAUAUUUGGAUUACUUGUUCCAAUUUAUAUAGCAAAGUUAGAGUUCAAAUCAAAAGAAGAACUACAAUUGAUGCCACAAACUGAAGAAGAACAUAUGACUGGGCUAGAAGAGGAAAAUGAGAGCACUGAAGGCUUGAAAGGUCUGGAUUCUCAUAGGAGUGAACAUGAUGUGGAAGCAUUGAUAGCACAAGAACCAACUGCUAGAGACACCAUUGUUACAGAGAAUGGGCAAGUUAUAGCAGAUAAUAGCAGUAGUUCUGAUGGUGGAAGUCAGUUUUUGCCACUUCCUAAAGAAUUUUAUGAUUUAAAGCCAACUAGACCUUUACGACUGAAAAGGAAACUUUAUGAAUUUUACACGGCACCUAUAGCUAAGUUUUGGUCUCACUCUAUUGCAUAUUUGGUUUUCUUAUUCAUCUUUAGUUAUGUGGUACUGGUCAGAAUGGAAACAUAUCCUUCUUGGCAAGAAAUGUAUUGCAUUGCUUAUAUAGCAACGCUUGGAUGUGAAAAAAUAAGAGAAAUAGCUUCUUCAGAACCAGUUGCCAUUAGCCACAAGUUUUCAGUCUGGGCAUGGAAUAUGUGGAAUCCAUGUGAUGCUAUUGCCAUUAUAUUUUUUUUAAUUGGCCUCUCUUUGAGGUUGAAACCUACUUCAAUGGCUGUGGGAAGAGUUAUGUUUUGUGUUGAUAUUGUAUAUUGGUAUCUUCGAAUUUUGAAUAUAUUAGGAGUUAACAAAUAUUUAGGACCUUUAGUAACAAUGAUGGGUAAAAUGGUCAAGAACAUGAUAUAUUUUGUUGUUCUUUUGCUUGUUGUACUAAUGAGUUUUGGAGUCUGUCGCCAAGCAAUUCUUUUUCCUGAUUCUGAUCCUAAUUGGUCUCUUGCUAAAGACGUUUUUUUUCAACCAUAUUUCAUGUUAUAUGGAGAGGUGUUUGCUGAUUCAAUUGAUCCUCCUUGUGGUGAUGAACCUGGAAUGGAACCAUGUCAGACUGGUCGUUGGAUAACUGUUGUAGUAAUGUCAACAUAUUUGCUAGUUGCUAAUAUAUUACUCAUUAAUCUCCUGAUAGCAGUGUUCAAUAACAUUUUCAUUGAAGUUAAUGCUAUAGCUCACCAGGUUUGGAUGUUCCAGAGAUUUACUGUUGUAAUGGAAUAUGAACAAAAACCUGUUUUACCUCCCCCUUUAAUAACAUUUUGCCACAUUUAUUUAUUAUUUAAAUUUCUUCGAAGAAAACUGAAAGGUGUUCAAGAAACUUAUGACAAUGGUUUAAAACUCUUUUUGGAUUCUGAAGACUUAGAGCGACUGUAUGACUUUGAAGAAGAGUGUGUAGAAGGAUAUUUUCGGGAAAAAGAGUCAAAAUUACAACAAUCGACUGAUGAAAGAAUUAAGCAAACAACUGACAAAGUUGAUCAUAUUUACCAAAAAGUAGAAGAUAUAAAUCAGAAAGAAAAUACUCAAAACUCUACUAUUCAGUCAGUUGAUUUUCGUCUCCGAAAACUGGAAGAAAUUGCAGAACAAACAACUAAAACAUUGGGAGUUAUACAUCGUUUCAUGGCAAUACAUAGUCGUUCAGAUCUUGAAUUUCUUCCUGAUCUUGCAAGACCUCGAAGAGCCAGUGAACAUUCAGAAGCCUUUUCAGAGAUAUCUGAUACUAAUAACUUAACUGUUGACAAACCUCGUAGAAAAGGACUACCUGUAAGAGCAAUGACUGAGGUUAGGUCAGAUUAUGUUGUUUUUGAGCCAUAUCAUUGUAUUACAAAACAGACUUCAGCUGCCAAAACUGAAAAACUUGCUAAAAAUGGUUGUACAGAAGGAAAUUCAGAUGACAAGAUUUCAGAAGAAUGUGUUGAAGAAGAUAUAUAUGAUGCUGGAAUGCCUAGUAGUGAAGGAAGUUCAUUACAAUUUCCUGUUCAUCGUCAGUUAUCUCAAACACACUCUGAACCUGAUACUGCUAUAACUGAUUCUUCAAGCCGGCAUGUUGGUGUCGAGCGUUCUGUAACUUGGGCUGAACCUAGGAUUAAAGUCAUACCUCCCUCUUCUCAUGGAAGGUCCAUGUUAAUGGCUAUGCAUACUGAAUAUACCAGUAUCACAGAUGAACUUGAAACAGUCUGUGGGUUACUUAGUCCCCCUAAGUCUCCUAGUCUACUUACACCAGCAUUACAUGCCGAUAUACAACCGUCACCUUCUGGUACUAGACGGUCUCGUCAUCAUUCAGAAAUGUCUAACCCAGAAAUGGCUCGGUUUUUGGAAAAAGAACAUUUGAGAGAUGCUGAGGACAGUGAUUAUCAGUUAAUGGAAGACCUAAUACAGCGACGUUUGAAAUCCUCUAAAGAACGAUACAUGUUAACUUCCACAAAUACUGAAUCUGAACGCUACCAGGGAAAGUUAAGAAGAGCGAGUGCUUUUGAGGCAGAUUUACCUACACCACACGUCUCUGCAUCGAAUACUCCUGCAGCACAAAGUCCAGUAGAUCCUUCCACAAGUCAAAUGUUUCCAAUCAGAACUGACUCCACAUUUUCGAUUGAUUCAACAUUUUCAGCUAAUAAACUUUUUAAAAAUGUUCAGAAAGAAGUUCAACUGUAAUUAAGUUACUUAAUAUUAUUUUUAACAGAAACAGAAAUUAGUUUAUAAAUAAAAAAUAUAUAGAUAUGACUGAUUAGUUUAUGACAAAAUGCCAUAUUAACUUGCUUAAAGGGAUCAAUUUUAACAGUUUGAUCUUUUUUAAAAAAUUACUUUUAAGAACUGUU
Molecule: messenger RNA, 4740 nt
Organism: Nezara viridula (southern green stink bug)
Lineage: Eukaryota; Metazoa; Arthropoda; Insecta; Hemiptera; Pentatomidae
Source: the annotation of a GenBank genome assembly